AUGGGUGGGUGUUUUAGCAAGAACAAAUACUCAAGCCCAGAUGUCAAUGGCUAUAGAUCAGGAACAGCAGGAACAGGGUAUCAGCAAAGUCACCAAGAUUAUCAGAAACCAUCAACUCAGUAUACCCCCCAACCUCAGGCAGAGCCCGAGAGGCACCACCAACCGCCGCCGCCUCGUCAGCCACAAAAUCCAGCUCCGCUCAGACCUGCUCCACAACCGCAGAACACUGUUCAAAAGUUGGAGCACAAUAACAUUUUAGGAAAGCCCUUUGAGGAUGUGAAGUCAAAGUACACAAUUAGUAAAGAGUUGGGAAGGGGGCAGUUUGGGGUAACUUAUUUGUGUACUGAUGUUGCAACUGGGAACCAAUACGCCUGCAAGUCAAUAUUGAAGAGGAAACUUGUAAGCAAGAAUGAUAAGGAGGAUAUGAAAAGGGAGGUUCAUAUUAUGCAGCACUUAAGUGGGCAGCCAAACAUAGUGGAAUUCAAGGGUACUUACGAGGACAGGCAAUCUGUGCAUCUAAUAAUGGAGCUUUGUCGUGGUGGAGAGCUAUUUGAUAGUAUUAUUGCGCAGGGUCAAUAUUCUGAGAGAGCUGCUGCUGACCUUUGUAGGCAGAUUGUGAAUGUUGUUCACCAUUGCCAUUUUAUGGGGGUGAUGCAUAGGGAUCUGAAGCCUGAGAAUUUCUUGCUUUCGAGUAAGGACGAGAAGGCAAUGCUGAAAGCAACUGAUUUUGGACUCUCUGUCUUCAUUGAAGAAGGUAAGGUAUAUCGUGAUAUAGUUGGUAGUGCAUACUAUGUUGCUCCUGAAGUAUUGCAGCGAAAUUAUGGGAAGGAAAUAGAUGUAUGGAGUGCUGGUGUUAUUUUGUACAUCCUCCUCAGUGGCGUGCCUCCAUUUUGGGCUGAAAACGAAAAAGGCAUAUUUGAUGCUAUACUGAAAGAAGAAGUUGAUUUUGAUAGCCAGCCAUGGCCUUCCAUAUCACACAGUGCCAAAGAUCUUGUUCGGAAAAUGCUGACUAAGGACCCAAAAAAGAGAAUAACUUCUACCCAAGUACUUGAGCAUCCUUGGAUUAAGGGACAAGCAUCUGACAAGCCGAUAGAUAGUGCUGUUCUCUCUAGAAUGAAACAGUUCAGGGCAAUGAAUAAGCUGAAGAAACUUGCACUGAAGGUCAUUGCACAAAGUUUAUCAGAAGAAGAAAUUAAAGGUCUUAAAGCUAUGUUUGCAAAUAUGGACACUGAUAAAAGUGGCACAAUCACCUAUGAAGAACUGAAAUCUGGUUUGGCUCGGCUUGGGUCAAAAUUGUCGGAAGCUGAAGUAAAACAACUCAUGGAAGCCGCUGAUGUGGAUGGUAAUGGGACAAUCGACUACAUUGAAUUUAUCACUGCUACAAUGCACAGACAUAAGCUUGAAAGAGAUGAGCAUCUGUAUAGCGCAUUUCAGUAUUUUGACAAGGAUAGCAGUGGCUACAUCACAAGAGAUGAACUGGAAACUGCUAUGAAGGAGUACGGUAUGGGGGACGAGGCCACCAUCAAGGAAAUAAUUUCGGAGGUGGAUACUGAUAAUGAUGGAAGAAUCAACUACGAUGAAUUCUGUGCAAUGAUGAGAAGUGGAACACAACAACCAGUGAAGCUCUUCUAG
Messenger RNA from Sesamum indicum (sesame), 1632 nucleotides. RefSeq names its product calcium-dependent protein kinase. Lineage: Eukaryota; Viridiplantae; Streptophyta; Magnoliopsida; Lamiales; Pedaliaceae. Gene Ontology annotation, biological process: protein phosphorylation. The record is from RefSeq and is a predicted model, not a curated record. Gene Ontology annotation, molecular function: protein kinase activity; ATP binding; calcium ion binding.